Trichoderma atroviride IMI 206040 is the source of this 2499-nucleotide messenger RNA. RefSeq lists its product as uncharacterized. The record is from RefSeq and is a predicted model, not a curated record. NCBI's taxonomy places the organism in Eukaryota, Fungi, Ascomycota, Sordariomycetes, Hypocreales, Hypocreaceae. Gene Ontology annotation, cellular component: membrane. Gene Ontology annotation, biological process: calcium ion transmembrane transport; intracellular calcium ion homeostasis. Gene Ontology annotation, molecular function: calcium ion binding; calcium channel activity.
AUGAACCGGAUUGACGAGCAGGAGGGCGAAACAAAUGAGGACUUCAACGAGCGGUACGACGAAAAAUACGAAAGAUUCGAAGCACCAACCCUUGACACCAUCAACACAUCAAACACACUGGCACCUCUCCAAGAUGAAGCAGAUAUUAUAUCCCCGAUAAGCCAGCGCGCCGAGGCAAAUCGUCUCAAUGAUGAUCUUGAGCUUCUCCGCGCUGAGCGCAUGGUCUCUAACCAGGAACAUGAUCUCGCGUCCGGCUCUCGGAUGAAGGUUCGGCAUCACAGCCCCGAACCGGAGGAUGCCUUCAACCAGCCUGCCCCGGAAGCGGCCGUGGAGAAGAAGAAGAAUACCAAUGCCGCCCUGUACAAGCUGUGGCUCUUUAUCAGCAAGUUUCCUCGCUUCUUUCGAUACAUCAUCUAUCUUAUCCCUGGCGCGGCUUUGCUCCUUGCCCCCGUCUUGCUUGGCACGUAUAGAUUUAAUGGCGUUAAAGAUGCCGUGGGCGGCGUUGGCGGUGUCUAUCUCAUGUGGUUUGGCAUCUGGCUGGAAAUCGUUUGGUGUUCGCUGUGGGUGACCCGAAUGAUCACGAACCUGAUCCCCCCUCUAUUCCACAGCGUCGCCAAAAUGGCCGGGUCGACCAAUGCGCACAAGUGGCGGGACAUUGGACAGCGUCUCGAACUGCAUACGGCCAUAUUUCUGUGGUUUCUGGCCAUCCUCGUCUCCUUCAAGCCUACCAUGAACAGCCACCGUGCUCCGGUACCAGAAGGACGAGAAGAUGAGGUGGAUAUCCAAUGGAUCGGCAUCGUCAACAAAGUCAUCAUUGCGCUUUUUGUCCUCGCCGCACUCAACUUUGUGGAGAAGAUCCUCAUACAGUGGAUUGCGCAAAGCUUCCACCAGCGAACAUACGCCACUCGAAUCGAAAACAACAAAGGAGACAUCCGUCAACUUGUUCGCCUUUACGAAUAUGCAAAAGCCAAGCUUGACACCUCUGACCCUUUUUGGAAAGGCAGCAAUGGACAUGCUUCAGCAAGCGGCUUGCAAACUCCCAUGAAAGCCUUUCAUAAUAAUGCCCGCCAGGUGCUGGGCAAAGUCGGUCAUGCUGCCGGCAGGGUGGGCAAUGACCUUCUGGGCCGCAAAGGGGCUGACAACAACCAUCCUCGAAAGAUUGUGGCCGAGCUGCUUCGCACCACUCAGUCUGCGCACUCCCUCGCGCGUCUCAUCUACCGGAGCCUCGUACGAGAUGGGCGCGAGACUGUCCACCUGGAAGACCUGCAGACUGCCUUUGAAACGGUGGAGGAAGCUGAGGCGGCCUUUAGCAUGUUUGAUAAAGACCUCAAUGGCGACAUUUCUGUGGACGAGUUUGAGACAGUUUGCAACGAGAUUCAGCUCGAAAAAAAGGCAAUCGCGGCGUCUCUCAAAGAUCUCGACUCCGUCAUACAGAAGCUUGAUAAAGUCUUCCUCGUCAUCAUCGUCAUCAUCGCCGUCAUUGUCUUCGUCGCCAUCUUGUCGGAUUCAACCGCCGCCGGUCUCGCUUCUGCUGGUUCCUCGGUCCUCGGUCUCGCGUGGGUGCUUCAGGCAACGGCCCAGGAAUUUCUGCAAUCCAUAAUCUUCGUCUUUAUCAAGCAUCCAUUUGAUGUAGGCGAUCGUGUAACCAUUUAUGGUAACACCGGAGCCACGCUGACAGGCGACGACUAUUAUGUGACGGAAAUCUCGCUGCUCUAUACCGAGUUUAAAAAGAUGCAAGGUCACAUUGUCCAAGCCCCAAACUCGCUUCUCAAUACCGUUUUUAUUCUCAAUCAGCGGCGAUCCAAUGGCCUUUCCGACUCGAUUCCUCUUGAGAUGCGAUUUGGCACACCCGGCCACCUGAUUGACGAGCUCAAGGCUCGAAUGCUAGAGUUUGUCCAGGCCAACAAGCGGGAUUACCAGCCGAGCAUCAUUACUGAGAUGACUGGCUUCAAGGAAGUGAGAUCAUGUACUAUGAACAUUGUCUUCUUCCACAAGAGCAGCUUUCAGAACGAACUCCUUCGACUGAACCGCCACAACAAAUUUGUUACGGAGCUCAUGUAUCAGAUGGUUCAAGUGGGCAUUGAAGCGCCGCUCCGAAUCGACCCUGGCGGUAGCCGAGACCAUCCUUUGUACUGGGCAAACAUGCCCGCGCCACCCGCAUAUAACAACGCUGGCGAGAGCUCAUCAUCAUCAUCGCACGGUCGACCUCGAGCUACGUCUAGCAUCCGCAGCGUCCAUGUACCAAACCAGGAGCCCGCCACGGGAGGGUUCCAAGAUGUAUUCGAAAAACGGCGAGAGCACGUACUUAUGCAGAGGAUGGCGUCUAUCCGAGAGAAAGAGAGGGGGCUGCAGGAGGAGUCUGCUGCAGACGCCCGUGCGUCUACUUCAGCUCUGGCACCAGUCAUUUCGAUCGACUCUGGGUCUCAAACGCGGUCUCGCAUAUUUGGACGCGCACGGAGCGGAACUAGGAGCGUCCAAAGCCACAAUGACAUGGUCUAA